Molecule: messenger RNA, 5333 nt
Organism: Capsicum annuum
Lineage: Eukaryota; Viridiplantae; Streptophyta; Magnoliopsida; Solanales; Solanaceae
Product: disease resistance protein UNI
Exons: 2
Coding region: 2209-5064 (951 amino acids)
Molecular function (GO): ADP binding
Source: RefSeq, a predicted model, not a curated record
GAAAAAUAUUUUUUUAGGGUGUGUUGGGUAUGGAGGAGGAAAAUAUUUUUUAGGAAAAUAAGUUGUUUCUUAUUUAAAUUCUUGUGUUUGUUAUGAAAGUAGAAAAAUAUAUUCUAAAAAUAUUUGUUAAAGAAUAAAGGCAUGUAGGAUCAUCAAAGCUUAAGGGAACCUAAUGGAGUUGGGACUCGGGUAUGUUUCUUGAUUAAUGAACAAAGGCAUGUUAUAUCACCAAAUCUUUGUUUUCAUAUAUAAAAUGUAUUUACUUUGGUCUCUAGAGGCCUAUAUUGGUUACUCCAAACUUGAGCACUUCUAACCGCGGUUCCUGAUGUAUGCAUAUCUCCUAUCUGCAUAUGAAAAAUAAUUGGUUUUACGGUUCUUUUCGAGUAGUAAAUCUUUCUGUUGACACAAGUUGUCCAUGUGAUACUGGAAUUAAGCAACAUUGGCAUAUGAUCACAUGUGUCUCCAAAAAAUUGGACCAACUCUUUUUUUUUUUUUUCUGUAUGAUUUUGAUACAUGAAGUCAACUUUUUUAUCGUUGGUAUCAUCCAUGUAAUGCUUUUUCUAAGGCCACUGUCACUCAUAUAUUAAGGGAGAAAACCACAGAGAUGACAGAAUGAUAAUUUAAAUUUCUUCUCUUUUUAAUAACGAUCAAGAAUAUCUUAUGUAGGUAUAUAUAACGUGGCUUAUCUAAAAUUAUCUUUGGUCAUAUUAUGGAGUUCACCACUUGCUUUAUUUUAUUAUUUGACACGUAUUCAAGAAAACAAGUUGGCUUUACCAUGACUGGCAUUAAGAUAUUAUCACAAGCACAUCAAUUCCCACCUUUUAAGUUUUAACAGAAAGUGGACAUUUUGGUUCAAAGACUAAGUUAUACAUGAAUCAUAAUGCGGCAAUUAGUUAUGUAAGAAUAAGUUAUAUAAGGAUUAGUAAUACAAAGAUUAUUUCUUGUUGCAUGUUUGAUUCAGUGCACUAAAAUCCUAAUAUAUGAGCUAUUUCGGGACUUCUUUAUGCUUUAUGUACUAAACCAGUUGUUGUAACAACAUCAUUCUUGUUGGUUAUAAUAGGAACAAAAUGAAAUUAUUGAUACAUUUUUUUCUUUCCAAAAUGUUAAAUUGGUAACAAGUGGGGGUUUUAUAUGUGAAAAUUUGAAAGUAAACUAUUAAAGUCAACAACUAUGAAGGCUGCUCCUAGUUUUGUGUGAAGUAACAUUUAAUUAACACAAGCGUUUACCAUGUCUUAUGUAUAACAUGGCUUGUCUUUUAACAUUAUUUUUGGUCAAAUUAUCUAGUUCAAAAAGUCCUCUUAAAUUUACACCAUUUCGUGUAAAGUCAAAACCAAACAAAUAAAUUGAAGCGGUGGGAGUAUUCUUUUUGGUCAAAUUGUAGACUUCACCACUUACUUUAUUGUAUUGCGGAACACCUAUUCAAGUAAACAAGUUGGUUGUGUUCGAACAAGUUGUUUCACAAGAAAUUAAAGGCCACAAUGCAUAUUGCAAGAUGCACAUGAAUUUACUCUUUACAUGUCUGUGGAGUUUGACUCCAGAAAAUUGGUAGUGGAUUGGUGGAUAAUAUUUUUAUGCAUUUAUUUAUCAAAUAGGAGGAUUGUUCUAGCUAUUUCCAGGACUAAACCAGUUGUUGUCAUUCUUCUCAUUCUUGUUGGUUAUAAUACGAACAACUUGGAAGUAUUAUUGUGAAAACUCAAAAGUAAAAUUAUUAAAGUUAACAACUAUGGAACCACUCCAAGACACAAGUGCAGGAAGCUGCUCUUAGUUUUAUGUGAAAUACAACUUUUAAAUACAAUAUUUAAUUAACAUUAUUGUGAGAUCACCCAAGAGUGUCUAUAAAUGAAGUCAUCCCUCAGCUGUCAUUUUCAUCUGAUCCAACCGUUCCCUUUUCUUCUUAAUCAAUACUCUAUAAUCCUCUGUUGUAUUCACUCUCGAUUCUUACUCCAACCAUUUUUCAUCACUUUGUUCCAUUACCCUUAGCUUUCAUUUUCAUCUCGGCCUCAUCACUUUAUCCCCAGGCUUCUUUCUUUUUCAACCAUUCCCCUGAUUUUUCAUUUUCUUUGCCUACCUUUGCUUCCUUGUAACUACAAACUCUAGUAAAAAUUAUCAAAACAGAUAAAGGAAAAAAAAAAAAUUAUUAGAGUUCAGACACAGGAGUCUGUUUUUCUUUGUUACACUAGCCAGUGAAGAAUUAAUAAGGAGAUAGCUAUGGAAAUCUUAUCUAUAUUUGUGGACAAAGUCACAGCUUGCUUGAUCCCGCCAGUCGUGCGAGGAAUUGGAUAUUUCUAUUAUUACAAGAGAAACAUCACAUCUCUGGAAGAAGAAUCUAAAAAGCUGGAGAACACCAGAAUUGGGGUGCAUCAAAGAGCGGAGGCUGACCGGAGAAACUUACAAGUCAUUUCACCCAAUGUUGAGGAUUGGUUAAGUAGUGUAGAUACCUCUACUGCUGAUGUGGUGGUUUUACUACGACAUAGAGUUGAGGUUGAAAGAGGUUGCUUCAAUGGUUGGUGUCCAAACUUGAAGUCACGUUACUCCCUGAGCAGGAAAGCUAAGAAAAUUGAACUGGAUGUGAUUAAACUUCAAAAUGAAGGUGACAAGUAUGCUGUUUUCAGCAAUCCUGUACCAGCUGGUGAAAUUGAAGCUAUGCCUAGUAACAGUAAUGAGGAGUUUGACUCCAGAAAACAGAAGGAGGAAGAGGUCAUGGAAGCUUUGAGAGAUGAGGGGAUUACUGUUGUUGGAAUAUGUGGUAUGGGUGGUGUUGGUAAAACAACACUGGCUGAGAAAGUAAGAGCAAGGGCAAAACAAGCAGGGUUGUUUAAUGAUGUUGUCAUGGUAACUGUUCGUCAACAACAACCAGACAUUAAAAAAAUACAGGGUAAGAUCGCCAGAGCAAUCGAUCUAAUAUUAGAAGGGGACGAUUUGUUGCAGCGUGAAGAUCGGCUGCGUGCAAGGUUAAUGCAGAAGGGCAGUCGCGUCCUUGUAAUUUUGGAUAAUGUCUGGAAGAAGGUUGAUCUAAAGAGGGUUGGAAUUCCCAGUGGCAGCGACCACAACUAUCAAUGCAAAGUGGCAUUGACGACGCGUCUCCGAGGUGUUUGUGACGAUAUGGAGGCUCAAAAGAUAGUAGAUGUUGAAAUCUUAUCUAAAAAGGAAGCAUGGAUCCUUUUUAAGCAGAAAGCUGGUAAUUCAGCUGAUGAUCCCUCUCUUUCUGAAGUAGCAAAAGAAGUUGCCAAAGAAUGCAAGGGGCUUCCACUUGCAAUUGUUACUGUUGCAGGAGCACUAAAGGGUAAAACCAAGCCUUCAUGGGAGGAUGCCCUUGUAGAAUUACAAAAAUCAGUACCAAAAAAUAUCCGAGGAGUGCUUGUAGAUGUGUAUCAACCUCUGAAGAUGAGCUAUAAUCACUUAGAGAGUGAUGAAGCCAGGUAUGUCUUUUUGCUUUGUUCCUUGUUUGAGGAAGAUAGUAAUAUUUGGACUGAAGAAUUACUUAGAUAUGGAAUGGGGCUUGGCAUCUUUUCAGAACUCGAAAAUUUAGAACGUGCAAGAAAUAGGGUGAGUAAUCUGUUAGAAACAUUGAAAAAUUGUUUCUUGUUAUCCCAAGGUUCAGAUAUAAAUCAUUUCAAAAUGCAUGAUGUGGUCCGGGACAUGGCUAUACAUAUUGCAUCUGAGGGCAAGCAUAUAUUUAUGGUAAGUCACGAUGUGAACUCAGAAGAGUUCCCAAGAAAAAACUCUUACGGGAAAUACAGUCACAUGUCAAUUGUUGCAAAUAAAUUUGAUGAGCGUCCCAGACCAAUAUCUUGCCCCAGACUGGAGCUUCUAAUGUUAAAAUUCUGUUUUGAAGAGGGUUUCAAAUUUCAGGAUGGUUUUUUUGAUGGAAUGAAUAAACUCAGUGUCAUAAGCCUGAGCGGAUAUGAUCGGCACUCCAUUAUGUCCUUUCCAGCAUCCAUUCAGAGGUUAUCAAAUGUGAGGACAUUGUAUCUGAGUAAUUUAAAGUUGGAUUCCAUAUCCAUCCUAGGGGAACUUGUCACUUUAGAAAUUCUAAGCAUCAGAGACUCUCAGUUAGAGGAGCUUCCAGUGGAGAUAGGAGAACUGACUAGUCUAAUUAUGUUAGAGUUUUGGAAAUGGGGAGGAGAACCUAUAAGGAUUUCACCAGGGGUCUUUUCAAGACUAGUUCGGUUGCAGGAACUACAUGUGGUGGGAGUAGAAUAUUGUAGUUACUCCACCUUAAGGGAAUUGGAAUCCCUAUCGAGGUUGGCUGCACUGACAUUAGAUGAAUGUUCCAAAGAUGUGAUUUACAGUAACUUGGGCCUUUCCUCCAAGUUGACACGAUACGCUCUUACAGUGGGUGAAGAUUGCAUAUCAACUUCAAACAUGGGCAGUUACAACACGAAUAUCUCUCUAGAGGUCACUGAGACCACUCCAUUGGGUGAUUGGAUCCGCUCCCUGCUGAGGAAGAGCGAAUGUGUAUGUUCAAGAGGAAAUGGCUCCAAGAAUGUGUUGACCGAGUUGCAGCUGGAUGAAUUUCAGAACGUGAAAGAUCUCUGCCUAGGUCAAUGUGAUUCAUUGGCACAUCUAUUGAAUAUCCACUGUCAGAAUAAUAUUUCGUUCCCCAAACUCGAAAGUCUGUUGGUAAGCGGUUGUAGUAGUCUACAGUAUCUUCUUUGUGUGUCCUUGGCUGCAGGGAAGUCAACAGUAGGUUUUCCUGGUGCUGCUGCUGAUGAUGAGGAAGAUGAGAUGUCUCGGAGGACACAUAUCCAAGUAAUCAAGUUGCCCAAUUUACAUUCCAUAAAGCUUGAGUCUCUGGAAUGGUUCACACACUUCUGCAGUGACACUGUUGAGGGUAUUGAGUUCCCUCAGUUACGGAAAAUGGUCUUUGGGGAUUUACCGGAGUUCCAAAAUUUCUGGCCUAGAGCCAACAACUCCAUCACCGACUCAAAUCCUCUUUUUCAUCAAAAGGUUUCUUGUCCCAAACUGGAAGUGCUAGAACUCUGUUAUGCUGACAGCAUAAGUGUUCUAUGCUCUCACCAACUUCCAACUGCCUACUUCAACAACUUGAAAUAUUGGAAGUGAGGUGUUGUGGAAAAUUGACAAACUUGAUGUCUCCUUUAGUUGCCAGAGGUCUUCUGAAUAUCCGAAAACUAAAGAUAGAAGAUUGUCCAGUAAUGGAAGAAGUGAUCACAGAAGACGAACGCCAAGGGAAAGAAAUCAUGACUAAUGAGCCCUUGUUAUUUCCCAGAUUGGAAGAGUUGUACCUUGAGGAUCUACCAAAGUUGGGGCAUUUCUUUCUGACUAAGCGUGCUCUUGAAUUUCCAUUUCUCAUACUAGUGAAGAUUCGUGAC